Dibothriocephalus latus is the source of this 492-nucleotide messenger RNA. Lineage: Eukaryota; Metazoa; Platyhelminthes; Cestoda; Diphyllobothriidea; Diphyllobothriidae. The record is from the annotation of a GenBank genome assembly.
AUGCAAAUACACAGCACUGGGCCGGAGUCGCCUCUUCCCUCCUCCGCACCAAAGGCCGCUGCUGUUGAAGACUCUCUGGUCAACCAUGUAGCGGCUGACCUCGGUUACUGUCGUUUGGAUGAAGCUCCAUGUGAAGAAGUACGCCUCUGGUCUAAUGCUCGCGGGUCUCCUUCGGCCUGGAUGUGGGAUAUUGCUGACGACCACCAACUGUUCCAGACCCCCGUGUACACGUCCCCUCCGUCCGAGUCGGAGGCACUCCUCCACACCCUCUCGAGGGCACUACCAAACCUACCUCACUCGCCCCACUUUCCGCAACUCGAAGACGAGAGUUUGCGGCCCAAUUUAGAGAUCUGUUUCAUCCCAAACUGGGGCAUCAUCAUCAGCAGCAACAACCGCAUGACAGUUCUGGAACAGCACGACCUUUGGUCAGUUGGGAUGACGCCUCCCGUCUGUUUCAGACCCAAUUUGGCAUCUCUUCUUCCGUCGCCCUGA